AUACUAUGGUAGUAUGUAUAGAUGGUAUACAGUUCACUGUAUAACAACAACAUAACACAGAAUAAACAAUUGUUUACUAUUCUGUGACAUAUUGGACUGUGAACAUUAGAUUAUUGGAUGCUAUCGCAACCUUUGACUAGUUGGAGUGGAAAUUAUCCAAUUUUCGACCAGUUUUUUAACCGGUUUCAGCUGGUCAUUAACUUUGGCCUUGGCCAAGGUUCUUUCAUUUUUGAAAGAGAAACGAAUAAGUGAAUCUUGAACAUUAGUUGUUGUAAUCUGUGAUUAUUGUUUAUAUGUUCUGUUGAACUGUUUCCAAAAAAGGAUUCUGUAAAAGAUGUCGAAAAAUAAAAAUCCUACAGAACUAGUUAGUGAGCUCAGGAACGCAUUCAAUAGCGGAAAGACUAAACCAAUUGGAUACAGAAUCAAACAGCUGAAUGCUCUGAAACGCUUAUUGGAAGAAAAUAAAGAUGAAAUUACCCAAGCCCUUGCUGAUGACCUGCAUAAGUGCAAAAUAGAAUCAUUGUUGAUGGAAGUUAACUUUCUCAUUUGUGAAAUAGAGUAUGUACUUAUGCAUAUUCGUGAGUGGUCAAAACCAGAGAAACCACCUACAACAAUUGCUAAUAUUCUAGAUUCAGUUUAUAUCUUACAUGAACCUUUUGGGGUUGUACUUGUUAUGGGGGCUUGGAAUUACCCACUUCUCCUCACCUUAUCUCCUGUUAUUGGUGCUAUCGCAGCUGGAAACUGUGUAGUUAUUAAACCAUCAGAAUUGUCACCUGCUACAUCAAAAUUCAUAGAGAAGUCUAUUCCAAAAUAUCUAGAUGCUGAUUCUUUUCAAGUCUAUGAGGGAGGAAUUCCUGAAACAACUGAAUUGUUGAAAGAGAAAUUUGAUUAUAUCUUCUACACUGGAUCCACAACAGUGGGGAAAAUAAUUCAAGCUGCUGCUGCUAAACAUUUAACACCAACAACUUUGGAAUUGGGAGGUAAAAGUCCUGUUUACCUAGAUUCAACAGCAGAUAUAGAAAUUUCUGCUAAAAGAAUAAUUUGGGGAAAAUGUGUUAAUGCUGGGCAGACAUGUAUAGCUCCAGAUUAUCUUCUUUGUCCUAAAAGCCUCCAAGACAAAUUUGUGACCGCAUGUAAGAAAGCCUUGAAAGAACUUUUUGGAGAGGAUCCCAAAUCCAGCCCAGACUAUGGUCGGAUAUUGAAUGAGAGACAUGUUCAAAGACUCUCCACUUUGAUAGAAGGGAAUGUGGUGGCCCAUGGAGGCGAAGUUGAUUUCGCUGACAAAUACAUUGCCCCAACAAUACUGAUAAAUGUUGAUCCAUCAUCUCCAAUCAUGCAAGAGGAAAUUUUUGGUCCCAUAUUGCCAAUAAUCUCAAUUGAAGAUGCAUAUGAUGCUAUAAAAUUUAUAAAUAGUCGAGAGAAGCCACUGGCUUUAUACAUUUUUUCCAACAGAAAACGAGAUAUCGAGCAAAUUUUGUUGAAUACACCUGCUGGUGGAGUUACCGUGAAUGAUACUAUUAUGCAUUUAACUGUACACUCCCUUCCUUUUGGUGGUGUUGGCAAUAGCGGCAUGGGGCACUAUCAUGGGAAGUACAGUUAUGAUACAUUCACUCAUAAAAAGGGUGUUCUGCAUAAAAAUUUGGGCUUAAUUGGAGAGACUCUAUCUUGUCCCAGGUAUCCUCCUUACACUCAAGCAAAUUUGACUUAUUUGAGAAUAUUAUUGGCUCCUGGGUUAUCUUUGCCAAAAAAAUAUCUGACUCAUUUAAUGUGUUUUGGUCUUGGCGUUGCAUUUUUUUACAUUGUAAAGUUCAUCCAAUCCUCACUUAUCGAGCAAUAAGUGCAGUUUAUAUUUUUUUUUUAUAAGAGGUGGUAGAACAAAGCGAACAUAUUUUCCCAUGGUGUGGGUCUUGCAUAUAAAAACCGGGUGCUAAAUUUCUAAUAACUUUCAAAGAUACAUUUUUUUGGCAACUUUUUUUGAGGAUAAAUAUUUUAAUAAGGUGUGUUCUGAGAGUUACUUUAAAUAAUUGAAAUGGGUAAACGAUAAUUGAAGUUGAAUACAUUUUUUAUCAGGAUUUUAAAUAAGUAUGUAAUCAUGAGUUUAGUAUUUUAGUUCAUAAAUGAAUUCAAUAACAUAUUUGCAAAUUACUUUCAGUUCUGUGCCGAAUUUAAUAGUUGAAAUUUUUUUUCUAAAGUAGUUGAAGAUUUAUAUAGUCUAGUAGAUCUAGUUUCUUGUCUUUAUAGGUGAAUUUCAUAAACUACACCUUACAAUUUGAUCUUCACAAACUUUAUUUCAAAAAUAUGUCGUGAUAGCUUUUUCAUAGUGAAAAAAAUUUAUAGGUGAAGAAUUUUGAUGGCUAAUAAAAUUAUCAAAAUCAUUUCAAUUAUUUUUGUUGAUUCUUCAGCUACUCCUCUUUUUGGGUCCUUAUCAUAAAAUUAUAAUUAUAUUUAAUGUCUGAUAGUGGAUAUAUACUGAACAUUUUCUUGUUGGAAAGUAUUUUGUGACAUUUACAAAUUUUUAAUGAAUUUUAAUUAUGCCAUAUCAUGUUAUCAUUUAUUGUUGGUUCUUGAAAACAUCUUAUAAAUAUUUGUCAAAGUGAUCAAAUGAAUGUAUUUGUAUGUAUAACGUGUUAACUUUUUCAGUUACAGUAGAACUCCUGUUAUGCAAACUACAACUAUAUUGUUCACUUUGGGAAGAAAAUUUUUUAAAUUUUUUCAGACAAAAUUACAUUGCAAACAAUUUAUCACGAAUCAGGCACAGAUACAGAUCUAUCUUCAUAGUGCCUUCUAAUUUUGAUUUUGAAAUGUACCACAUUUGCCAGGCAAUUUAAAUCUUUCAAUAGAAAAAUGUCCCUGAACGUAAUUAUAAUACCAGAAAGGAGCAUUAGUCAGUUACUUUAAUCAUUUUCGGAGUUUUUUCCUGUAAGAUGAGCUUAUAUUUGAUUAUCUGAACAAUUGUUGAUCCUGAUUGAUUUGGAUAAUAAUUGGAGUUUUAAUGUACUGAAAAUGAUUUUUUAAGUAUUUUACAGAGAAACACUUUGUUCGUUUACUUUUUCAUAUUAUAUCUUCAUAUUAAUAUUUUAUUGUUUUUGACAAUAUAUUUGCUUAAAAAAUGUC
Molecule: messenger RNA, 3114 nt
Organism: Leptinotarsa decemlineata (Colorado potato beetle)
Lineage: Eukaryota; Metazoa; Arthropoda; Insecta; Coleoptera; Chrysomelidae
Product: aldehyde dehydrogenase, dimeric NADP-preferring
Biological process (GO): aldehyde metabolic process
Cellular component (GO): cytoplasm
Molecular function (GO): aldehyde dehydrogenase (NAD+) activity
Source: RefSeq, a predicted model, not a curated record